CGUCUUUGGAAGUUCAAACUGUUUUAACUAUAACUAUAUCAAGCUGUAGACGGCGAAAAGUUCUACACGUGUACCUGUAAGUUUAUAGGUUCGAGAAACAGAACCUGUUUCGAAAACCAAGAUUUACUGAUAUACAAUGAUGAAGCAUUCACCGCCAGAUAAGAACUACACGAAACAAGGGGAUACGUUUAACACAUUAUCCCCACUCAUGAUGAUGCAGAGAAACGUCCAGAUGAAGCUUCUUGCUGAGAAAGAAAGGAAACUCUCACAGUUGUAUCAAGCACAGCAGCAGAAUUCGUUGCAAAAUGUGGCUGGAAAAAGCAGCAGGCAAGUCCAGGAGUAUUUCAAAACAAACACAAACAGAUAUACAAACUCAAACAACGGUGGGAGAAUGAGGGAUGCAAACUGGUCUGGCAACUCUGACCGUAGAGUUGUGCUUCCACCUUUAAAGCAGAGAAAACCCAAUCACACUGAAAACCAGGAUAGGAAGUUUAGAAACAAGGAGAAUUCAAAUGGUAAUUUGGUAAUGCCACAAUCUAAUAGCACUCAUACUAUGUUCAACAGUAACACUGCUGUGCCUAGACAAUCAAGUUUUGAUUCUCCAGGAUAUCAUGGCUCAAGCCGAAAUGUUGGUAAGAAUACUUUGGUAAAAAUGGAUUCCCCGCCAGACAUGACCAACUUGAAGCUGGCAAGAAAUAAAAAGAUUUUAGAAAAAAAGAAACAAACUUUAAAAGCUCUAAAUAAUUUCACACCUAUUCAUGUUGAAGGUGAAUCAAAUGCAACGGCGAUGUGCGAAAAACCAACAGACUUUCAAAAAUGGCAAAUGGAGAAUGAUUUGCAAAGAAAGAAUAGAUUGCAAAACUAUAGGGCUAAAAAUGGUAAUGAUUUUAUGAAUGAAUCAAAGAAAGUUGAUGACCAGCCGUUGUUCAAUAAUGAAACUGUUAAAGUGGUAGGUGGUAGAACAACGACAAAUGUCAUGUAUUUAAAACAAGACAAAUCGAAUGAUGACAGUGGCAAAACAAAACGAAGCAAAAGAAACCCGUUUAAAAAAGCUCAAAGGUUUUCAGAGUUAAAUUAUGCAAAUGAUAAAUCAUUGGAGUUUAAAACACCAGAAGAAAAUGCACCUUCAUAUAAAAAAGCAAGUUCUGUACCAAGUACCAGAAGUUAUAUUGAAAAAAGCAACCAACCAAAUGCUGCUAUGUCUGGUUUCACCAAGCCUGUUCUUGUUAGGCACAACAGCAACACAUCGACACCAGACCGAUAUUUUCAAAACUCGCGAACAAAUUCACGCACAUCCACGCAUUACAGUGCUUCCCCAUCAGAACAAAAUAUACGGAUAGCGCAACAAGGUUUAAGAAGCAAUGUUAAUGAAAUCAAACAACAACGUAACCUAGAACAACAGAUGCCCCUUGAAUAUGCCCAGCAUGAAGUUGUGCUUGUUCCAUGCAACAUUUGUGGCAGAAAGUUCAACUUGGAUCGUUUGCCAAAGCACAAGGAUGCUUGUGCAAAGACUUCAAAUAAGAAGCGAAAGGUGUUUGACAUGGCCACAGCCAGAAAGAAAGGAACAGAGUUGGAGAAUUUCAAAGUAGUUAAACAAGUUCGAACUAAAGAAAUAAAAAUGAAAAACAACUGGAAACUGAAGCAUCAAGAUUUUAUACAAACUGUCCGUCAUGCCAAGACCUUGUCAAAAUAUGAAGCUAUGGGCGGAAAUAUAGCCGACCUACCCCCACCCCCACCUUCAGUCAACCCUGACUAUAUUCAGUGCAAAUACUGUGAGCGUAGGUUUGCCCCACAAGCUGCAGAGCGACAUAUCCCUAAAUGCAAGGACAUGAAAUCUAGACCAGCGCCAUUAAAAAGGAAAACAGGUGGCCGGAAAUAAGCUCGUAAAGAUGCAAGUUUCGAACAGAGUUUCACUGUGCCAUUGCUUGCAGUUUAGAAGCAUUUUUGCUUUAUUUUUUGUAGUCUUGUGAUUUCAUGCUGUAUGUUUUAUACAUUUUGUAUGCAUGUAAAUAUGUGUUAUUUAUGUGAUUUGCUUUCUAUACACAUUUUAUUUUUUAGAUUUAAAAAAAUGCUACUUAUUUCCGCCAGUGUUUUCUUACGACAAUUUUGAAGCUAUGUUGUCUUUCUGAACUUGCCUAUGUGUAUUUAAAGUGUCAUGCUUGUAGUAAAUAUCAAAAUGCUUGAUUCGAUACAACACUA
Messenger RNA from Ciona intestinalis (vase tunicate), 2199 nucleotides. RefSeq lists its product as uncharacterized. The record is from RefSeq and is a predicted model, not a curated record. NCBI's taxonomy places the organism in Eukaryota, Metazoa, Chordata, Ascidiacea, Phlebobranchia, Cionidae.